AUGGCUAAAAAGGCUGAUACCCUUAAACUUGAUGAUCUUCCAACAGUAGAUGAACAAUUAAGAAAACGUAUAGAACAAAGACAAAAGUUCAUCAAUUCUGGCAGAAAUCCUUAUGAUGUUGACUACAUGUAUCAAGCCAGAGGAUCUCUUACAACUCAAUUUCUUUUCGAAAAUUACAAUAUGCUUGAGAAACAAGAUAAGAACUUAUUAUACAAAACUUUUAUGCGCUACAUCAAAUACGGAUUAUUAAGUCUCGUUGGAUCUGUUGCUGUUAACAUUGGCUUAGGAAGAUUGACAAGAGGCAAAAUAUUCGACCUUCCCUUGUUUCUUAGAGCCACAAUAAGAACAUCAUUAUUUGUAGGGCCUCCUGCAUAUGUUUAUAUUCAACAAUUUGAUCAAACUUAUGAUAGAAUUCAUCUUUACUUAGAAGAUAAAUACGCUCCUAGAAUAGAACAAUUUAUAAAAAGCGGUGACCCAUCAGUUAUUAACCCUCAUUUCUCAGAAGAAAACCCAUAG
This is a messenger RNA of Blepharisma stoltei, 516 nucleotides long. NCBI's taxonomy places the organism in Eukaryota, Ciliophora, Heterotrichea, Heterotrichida, Blepharismidae. The record is from the annotation of a GenBank genome assembly.